CGGCGGCGCAUGCGCGGGGCGGAGCGCUCAGCCGGCGCCCGUGGUGUGAAGUGCCCGCCCGCCGCCGUCGCCGCCACUGCCGCUGCCGCCAUGGCUCUCCUGCAUAGCCGCCGGCUCCUCGCCGCCCCGCGCCUCGCCGCCGCCGCCUCCCGCGCCAGCUCAUGGUGGUCUCAUGUGGAGAUGGGUCCCUCCGACCCCAUCCUGGGGGUGACAGAAGCUUUCAAGCGUGACACCAAUUCCAAGAAGAUGAACCUGGGUGUGGGGGCAUAUCGGGAUGACAACGGGAAGCCGUAUGUCCUGAGCUGUGUUCGCAAGGCAGAGGCCAUGAUAGCAUCCAAGAAGAUGGAUAAGGAGUACUUGCCUAUCGGGGGACUAGCGGAUUUCACCCGGGCAGCCGCAGAACUGUCUCUGGGGGAAAACAGUGAGGCUUUCAAGAGCGGCCGGUAUGUUACUGUGCAGGGUAUUUCUGGGACUGGAUCUCUGCGAAUUGGAGCCAACUUUUUGCAACGAUUCUUCAAAGGCAGUCGUGAUGUGUAUCUACCCAAACCAUCCUGGGCCAAUCACACUUCUAUUUUCCGUGAUGCUGGCAUGCAACUUCAGGCUUAUCGCUACUAUGACCCCAAGACAUGCAGCCUUGACUUCUCUGGAGCCAUGGAUGACAUUUCUAAAAUUCCAGAGAAGAGCAUCAUCCUCUUACAUGCUUGCGCUCACAACCCCACUGGGGUGGAUCCCCGGCAGGAGCAAUGGAAAGAGUUGGCAGCUACAGUGAAGAAACGAAACCUCCUCGUGUACUUUGACAUGGCCUAUCAGGGCUUUGCCAGUGGGGACAUCAACCGGGAUGCCUGGGCUGUGCGAUAUUUCAUCGAGCAGGGCAUCAACAUCAUCCUGUCACAGUCCUUCGCUAAGAACAUGGGGCUGUACGGAGAGCGUGCAGGUGCCUUCACAGUGAUCUGCAGUGAUACAGAUGAAGCCAAGAGGGUCGAAUCCCAGCUGAAGAUCCUCAUCCGCCCCAUGUAUUCCAACCCACCCGCAAAUGGAGCACGCAUUGCCUCUCUGAUCCUGAACACCCCUGAGCUGCGGAAGGAGUGGCUCACAGAGGUGAAGGGCAUGGCUGACCGGAUCAUCAGCAUGCGGACUCAGCUGGUGUCCAACCUCAAGAAAGAGGGAUCCUCCCGCAACUGGCAGCACAUCACUGACCAGAUCGGCAUGUUCUGCUUCACAGGGCUGAAGCCUGAGCAGGUGGAGCGACUGACCAAGGAGUUCUCAGUGUACAUGACAAAGGAUGGACGCAUCUCUGUCGCAGGAGUUACGUCAGGCAACGUGGGUUACCUGGCUCAUGCCAUCCAUCAAGUCACAAAGUAAAGACAAAGGGGUGCUCUGGAGCUGGUGGCUUUCCCUUCCCCACCAGUUGAAGAUGGGGAGGGAAAAGAAACAAGCAGAAUACUUCCAACCACAGCACUUGAAGCCGCUGCUGAAUGUAUCUUGUAGAUGAGUUGUUGUAGACGCCUAGUCAAAUCCACCCUUUGCUGUGGAGCAGGGACAUCAUUGCUGGCUCCUGCUCAUCACAGCCUUCUUCCCUGCUGUCCAUCGUUUCUCCAUCAGCCCCUGCACCUAUCUAUGCUGGAGGAAGCAAAUGCUUAGCAAUGCCAUCCUACCAGUGUAGGCACCAAAGGCUUCUCCGCACACAUUUCUCCAUGAGAAGGCUUUGUGAGGCUGUUGGCUGCUGGCUCAAGCAGCAGCAGACAGGGAGCUGGGUGGGCUGAGUUGGAGGGCUGCUCUGGUAUGCUACUCCAAACUCCUCAGCCAGUCCCUGCUACCAUCAGGCUUCAUCCUCCUCCAUCAUCCCAGCCUGGGGCUGGCCAGCACCAAAGCUGUCCUCUGACAACCAGGACUUCUGAGGACUUCUCACUACCAAACUCUGCUCCGUCGUUGGCUUCGCUUUUUCCAUCUGGGACUCUCCUUUCAGGUGUAAUUCACAGUGGCAUCAGUGCGUGGGGCAGACCAGUGUCCCUCUUUUAAACCUGUCUCACUUUCAUACCUGGAGGUGAAACAAUUUCUCAACCCCCUCCCCUCACCAAUAAGAAUCUCCUCUGAAAACUGUUCUCUGGUGGUCUCUGCCUCACCCAAGUCCUGUCCUAAGCCCAGCAGUCCAGCCCUAUACCUCCAGCAGCCCUCUCUGCAGUCUCUGUGCAUGUCCCAAAGCUGUAAGCCAAGAGGCUGGCCCUGCAUAAGUCCCUUGCAGGACAUCCCUCUUCUGUUCUGUUCAACCACAUUUCUGGUGACACCAGAAAACAGCUCUUGAGAGAAAUCUGAGAGUUCAAAAACCAUUCUGUCCUUCUAAACUGAGUGUCCCUGAGGUCCUGUGACUUACUGGACUCUGAUUUUUAAUCCAAAUAAACUGGUGCAUGGCUGUGGUGAGCUGGGGACUUAAUCCUGACAUUGUGCAGCUGGAUCCUGUCCCUCCCAUGCACCAAAUAUUCCUUCUCAGGACCAUGCUAGCAGAGAAGAUCUUACAUGACCUGUGAAACCCUCAUCUCCUGAGAAUCCCAUGUACAGAGAGGCAGUUCCCACCGAUGGGCCCCAGGAGCACAGUGUCUGAACUGAGAUUGUCCAGGUGCAAGCUACUCUCACAGAGCUCAAAUUGAAGUCUAUGGCGUUGAACAUAGGUGUUGCUGGGGAGAGGACAAAUUCCCAAAAGCUGUCUGCCUUGGGCCUUGGGGCCAUCCUUGGCCCACGAUGGAGAGGAGCCUCCCUAGGCAGUGCUGGAGGCAUUACCUCUUUGAGUCUGUGAGCUGUUGCCAUUCCCUGGCACCUCUUCCCUCUGCAGCCAUACCAGGAUAUUUAGCAGGGCAGUCCUCAUUCCCCAUUCCUGCCCACGGGAGCUGUGUGCCUGUUGGAGCUGGGACAGGUCCAGUCUGGUUCACCUGUCCCGGUCUAGUGCACGUUGUUGCUACACUUGCUGGAAGGCUGGAUCCUCCCGCCGCUCCCUGACAGGUUUCCGCUCCCACGCCGCUUGUUUACUGGCCCGAUGCCCACGGCCGCUGCUUGCUGUCCUUUGUGCAAUAAACUGCUUUCCAUGCCGCACACGCCGUAGGUGCUACUCCACGGCGCUGUGGGUUCCUGUGCUGUGGUCCCCGAUUCUGCGUGGCUCUGGAGCUGCUGCCUCCUCCCCUCUUUACCCUCGUGGGGCCGUUCUCCUGCCCGUCCUCUGUACAAUAAAAGCACCCUGGAGCACA
Molecule: messenger RNA, 3236 nt
Organism: Poecile atricapillus (Black-capped chickadee)
Lineage: Eukaryota; Metazoa; Chordata; Aves; Passeriformes; Paridae
Gene: GOT2
Product: glutamic-oxaloacetic transaminase 2
Exons: 10
Coding region: 10-1362 (450 amino acids)
Biological process (GO): L-aspartate catabolic process; biosynthetic process
Cellular component (GO): mitochondrion
Molecular function (GO): L-aspartate:2-oxoglutarate transaminase activity; pyridoxal phosphate binding
Source: RefSeq, a predicted model, not a curated record